AUGUCUAACCAAAACUUGGAGCCUGGCUCCGUAGACGAGGCUAGUGUUCUGCGCAGCCGCUUGUCUGACAUCUUCAGCUCAAGAUUCUCUGCAGAAACCGGCCCCAGCCGCCGUGCCGAGCAGAACACCCGAGGGCUGGGUAUUACAAGCGAACCUGAUGUGAGAACCCGUCUGUUGGAGUCGUACGAACGGUCAGACCCGGUGUGCGGAGAAAGACGCUGUAGCCAUGGCACUUUCUCCCCACGGAUCGAGACUGCUGAGACGCCAACCUACUUGGGAUUUACGACUUCAAACAAUAAUCAUGGAAACUAUGAAGGAGGAAACACAGGUGCAUCAUCGAAUUCCUUCGGAGGAAAUGGCCGGCCUGGAUCGGAUCCAGGUUCAGAGCACUUGUCCCAAAUGAAAGCAUCUUUAUCAGCCUUGUCCAUGAACGAGUCCAAAAAAUUAUACAUCUCCUAUUAUAUCCCUUUUUUCAAUUGGAUUAGCCAAUACCGCUGGUCUUAUCUUCGAGGAGACUUUGUCGCGAGUCUUACUAUUGCUUCAAUCUAUAUUCCUAUGGCUCUUUCCCUGGCAGCUAAUUUGGCACAUGCGCCUCCAAUCAAUGGAUUGUAUUCAUUUGUGAUACACCCUUUCAUCUACGCCAUACUGGGAAGCUGCCCACUUCUGGUUCUUGGGCCCGAAGCAGCUGGUUCUCUUCUGACAGGAGCUAUCGUCAAACAAAGUACACACCGUGGCGAAGGGGGUGAGCCUGAUAAUAUGGAAAGUUCUCUGGUGAUCGGGAUAGCAACCGCUAUGACUGGAGCUAUGAUCCUUGCAGCUGGCUUAACUCGGCUUGGGUUCUUGGAUAAUAUGCUGAGUAGACCAUUUCUGAGAGGGUUCAUCACGGCCAUUGGGUUUGUGAUUUUUGUGGACCAGCUCAUUCCUGAGCUCGGACUCGGUGAACAGGCUUCUGACACCGGCUCUAACCAUGGAACCACAGUUGAGAAGUUGGUUUUUGUUUUCCGCUAUGCCCGGGAAAGCCAUGCCCUUACGACGAUCGUCUCUCUCGUGAGCUUUUCAAUCAUCAUGCUGUUUAGGGAGCUGAAAAAGAGGCUGGUACCGCGUUUUCCUCAAGCAAUCUACUUCCCCGACCGGUUCUUGGUCGUUGUCAUAUCUGCCAUCUUAGCCUGGCGUCUGAAUUGGGAAGAGAAGGGACUAGAGCUGCUUGGCCAUACUGAAAUCAGCUCUAGUCAAUUAUUCGCAUUCUCGUGGCCUUUCAAAUUCAGCAACAUGUCUUAUAUUCGCUCUGCCAUGAGCAAGGCUUUCAUGAUCACGCUCCUUGGAUUCUUUGAAUCCUCCGUGGCAGCCAAGGGACUGGGGGAUGAUGCUAGUCCUGAUGGUAUACAAGACAUGCAGACAAGCGCCAACCGAGAAAUGGUAGCUUUGGGCGCUGCCAACCUCAUAGGCGGCUGUUUCAUGGCUCUUCCGGCGUUUGGCGGAUACGGUCGAAGCAAGCUCAGUGCUCAAACUGGAGCCCGUUCCCCAAUGAGCAACAUCUUCGUCAGUCUGCUCACGCUGAUUAGCAUUCUAGUGCUUUUGCCGUAUCUGUACUACCUUCCGAAAGCCGUUCUUUGCUCGAUGAUCUCCGUUGUCGCAUAUACAUUGGCCGAGGAGUGCCCGCAUGAUCUUAUCUUUUUUUUCCACCUCCGCGGCUGGGCCGAGCUCUCCUUGAUGUUCCUCAUCUUUGUCUCUACCAUAUUCUAUUCACUUGAACUAGGUAUGGCCAUCGGAAUUGGGCUCUCGGUGAUCAUCCUCAUUCGCCACUCCACGCAACCCCGAAUCCAAAUCCUUGGCAAAGUAGUAUCUGGCUCCGGGACACGUUUUGAGAACGCUGAGCAGCAGCCCGACAACGUUGAGUUCAUCGAGGGUGCUUUGAUUGUCAAAAUCCCCGAGCCUCUCACAUUUGCCAACACCGGUGAUCUCAAAAACCGUCUUCGCCGUCUCGAGCUCUAUGGAUCCAGCAGGACGCACCCGUCACUUCCUCGUCAGCGGCCAGCCGAACACAAUAAAAACAUCAUCUUCGAUGCUCAUGGUGUUACAAGUAUCGAUGGGUCGGGAACCCAGGUCCUAUGGGAGAUCGUGCGCGCGUACACAGCGAAAGGCACAAGACUCUUUUUCUGCCGGCUGCCUAACUCGAAUGUAUUCCGCAUGUUCGAGCGGAGUGGCAUCGUGGAAGAGUGCGGGGGCUUGACGCACUUUGUCCCCAGCGUUGACGAGGCACUGCGUUUGGCAGAAACAGAAGAAUAUCUCGAUCAAACUUAA
This is a messenger RNA of Penicillium chermesinum, 2301 nucleotides long. RefSeq names its product SulP family inorganic anion transporter. Lineage: Eukaryota; Fungi; Ascomycota; Eurotiomycetes; Eurotiales; Aspergillaceae. The coding region runs from base 1 to 2301 and encodes 766 amino acids. The record is from RefSeq and is a predicted model, not a curated record. The transcript has 4 exons. Gene Ontology annotation, molecular function: sulfate transmembrane transporter activity. Gene Ontology annotation, cellular component: membrane. Gene Ontology annotation, biological process: transmembrane transport.